Molecule: messenger RNA, 1812 nt
Organism: Grosmannia clavigera kw1407
Lineage: Eukaryota; Fungi; Ascomycota; Sordariomycetes; Ophiostomatales; Ophiostomataceae
Product: actin-binding protein
Exons: 8
Coding region: 1-1812 (603 amino acids)
Biological process (GO): actin filament organization
Molecular function (GO): actin filament binding
Source: RefSeq, a predicted model, not a curated record
AUGGCUGGACGCUUUGUGCGCGCAUCCAAAUACCGCCAUGUAUUUGGCAAGCCUACGCGCAAAGAAUUCUGCUACGACAACCUACACAUCAGCCGCAAUGCCUGGGACACGAACCUGGUGAAGGCGAACCCUGAGUACCUCUCAGUCAAUUGGGAGUCGAGCGGAGGCGGUGCGUUUGCUGUCAUCCCUCUGGGCGAGCGCGGCAAGCUGCCGGACCUGAUUCCGCUGUUUCGUGGGCACACGGCGGCGGUGCUGGAUACGGAUUGGCAUCCCUUCGACGACAACGUCCUCGCGUCUGCAUCCGAUGACGGCCGAGUAUUUGUGUGGCACGUGCCCAAGGACUUUACGCUGCACACCGACGCGGAGGAGGUCGUGGAUGUCGCGCCCGUGAGCAAGCUGGCCGGCCACUCAAGAAAGGUUGGACAGGUGCUUUUUAACCCGGCGGCCGAGAACAUCCUGGCGUCGGCGUCGGGCGACCUGACCAUCAAGCUCUGGGACAUCACGACAAACCAGACGGUGCAUACGCUGAAGCAGCCCGACAUCGUGCAGAGCCUCUCGUGGAAUGCCGACGGAAGCAUGCUGGUGACGACGUCGCGCGACAAGCGCCUGCGGGUCUGGGACGUCCGCCAGGAGCGGCCGGCGCACGAGGGUCCCGGUCAUCUGGGCGCCAAGAACAGCCGGGUCGUCUGGAUGGGCGAGCACAACCGGUUCGCUACUACGGGCUUCUCGCGCAUGAGUGAGCGGCAGCUCGCGCUGUGGGAGCCGGGCAACAAUGAGCCGAUCGGCGGCUUCAACCAGCUAGACUCCAUCUCAGGCGUAUUGAUGCCAUUCUGGGAUGACGGCUCAAACUGCCUGUACCUUGCCGGCAAGGGCGACGGAAAUAUCCGCUACUUUGAAUAUGCGCAAGACAAGUUUGAGUUCCUCUCGGAGUACAAAUCGGCCGAUCCGCAGAGAGGUCUUGCGUUUGUCCCUCGGCGUGGUGUGAAUGUGCACGAAAACGAAGUGAUGCGCGCCUACAAGACGGUGAACGACUCGUACAUCGAGCCGAUCUCGUUCACAGUCCCCCGUCGAGCCGAGACGUUCCAGUCGGACAUCUUCCCGCCGGCUGUUGGCCUGAAGCCGGCCGUGUCGGCCAAGGACUGGCUUUCGGGCAAGACGGGCCUCCCGUCGAAGAUUGACCUGGAGAGCGUCUACGACGGAACGGCGCCGGUGGAAGUUCCGUCGGACUACAAGCCGACACCGACGGCAACGAGCUCAGCUCCAGCUCCGGCUGCUGCAGCUGCGCCGAAAGAGGCGGAGCCGAAGUCAACGCCGACGCCGACGCCGACGCCAAUUCACUCUGGCCCCCCUGCCAGCAUGGCUGACCAGAAGCAAUCGAUGUCGUCGAUUGCGAACAAGUACCAGGACGCAGCCGACGACGAGGACGACGAGGCUGCAGAGACGUCGAGUUUCGAGGAGGUGGGCCGGCCGCAGCCACGAGGCAACGCGCAGCCGGCUGCGUCGCCGUACAAGCCGCCUAUGCCGCAGCCGCACUCGCCGUCAGCGGCCAAGGCGCCGGUAUCUCCUGUGGUGUCUCGCGCGCCGACAGUGGUUCACGAGGCGGUCGCUGCUCCGGCGGCUCCGGUGGCACCGGCUCCGGCUGCGGUGACGGAUGCGCUGGUGGAGCUGACACAGCUCGUCAAAGAGCAGAACAGCAAGAUCGACGUGCUCACAACGGAGGUGGACGGGCUGAAGAAGCGGCUGCUCGUGUCGACCGACCAGAGCGAGAGGAUCCGUCAGCUGGAGCUGGAGCUGGAAGAAGCGCGCUCGUGA